UGACAAAGUCAGCUGACUUGCUCACGUGACGUGAGCUUCGUGACUACAGAACCGAACCGAACAGCGCGUGAUGGCGGGCCGCGGGAAGCUGAUCGCCGUGAUCGGUGAUGAGGACACGUGCACCGGGUUCCUGCUGGGCGGGAUCGGGGAGCUGAACAAGAACCGGAAACCGAACUUCCUGGUGGUGGAGAAAGACACGAGCGUCACUGAGAUCGAGGAAACGUUCAAGAGCUUUCUGGCGAGGAACGACAUCGGCAUCAUCCUGAUCAACCAGUUCAUCGCAGAAAUGAUCCGGCACGCCAUCGACGCGCACGUGCAGUCCAUCCCGGCGGUGCUGGAGAUCCCGUCUAAGGAGCACCCCUACGACGCGUCCAAGGACUCCAUCCUGCGCCGCGCCAAGGGCAUGUUCUCUGCAGAGGACUUCCGAUGAACCGCUCGCCACGCCUUCAUGUGGUUGUAGUGGGGUCCGACCCGCUCCCACUUCCUGUUUGUUAAAUUAUUCCACGCUCCCACUUCCUGUUUGUUAAAUUAUUCCGCUGUGAUUUUGACGCCUUGAAAUAAAAUGUUGAACGCCG
Molecule: messenger RNA, 575 nt
Organism: Oryzias latipes (Japanese medaka)
Lineage: Eukaryota; Metazoa; Chordata; Actinopteri; Beloniformes; Adrianichthyidae
Gene: atp6v1f
Product: ATPase H+ transporting V1 subunit F
Biological process (GO): proton transmembrane transport
Cellular component (GO): proton-transporting V-type ATPase, V1 domain; membrane
Molecular function (GO): proton-transporting ATPase activity, rotational mechanism
Source: RefSeq, a predicted model, not a curated record